This is a messenger RNA of Andrographis paniculata, 1673 nucleotides long. RefSeq names its product purine permease 21-like. The transcript is spliced from 3 exons. Lineage: Eukaryota; Viridiplantae; Streptophyta; Magnoliopsida; Lamiales; Acanthaceae. The coding region runs from base 234 to 1466 and encodes 410 amino acids. The record is from RefSeq and is a predicted model, not a curated record. Gene Ontology annotation, molecular function: purine nucleoside transmembrane transporter activity. Gene Ontology annotation, cellular component: membrane.
AAUACAAACAGAAGAGAUGUCUUAAGUAAAAUUGUGAGGUUUAUUUAAUUUGAUGCCCAUGUGGCAGUGAUGGGCGUUUCAUGCUUUUGGUGUAUCCUCUUUAGCCGAUGAACGAACGGCGGACGGACAUCCAUGAGCUACCACUGUUACAACAUGAAGUCGGAGGCAAGGUUUCCUUGUCACCUCUUUAAUUGCUACUGCUCACACUGAUUGAUUUCUAAGAGCACGACGCCAUGGCAGAACCUCGAGAUCUGCUUCCAGCUGAUCAUGACAGUGGUCUGCCAGCGAAAAGCGAAGAACAGAAGUUUCCAGAAAACCCACAGGGCGUCGUCGACAGGGCAUCAUCGUCUUCCUCGUCCAGCUUCAGACGAUACAUAUGGUGGCUACAAAUGAUCAUCUACACUAUCUUUCUCCUGUCGGGACAAGCCGUCGGCACGCUUCUGGGCAGGCUCUACUUCGACAAUGGCGGAAAGAGUCAAUGGAUGGCGACGCUGGUCCAGCUCGUCGGAUUCCCCAUUCUCGUCCCCUUCCGCUGGCUCAAAACUCCCGAUCAUUACAGCAGCAGCAGCAAUCCUCCACCACAAUUCAUUACAAUUACGAACGAUCGACGACAAUUCCCCCAAAUUCUUGCAGCCAUUUAUCUCUUCCUCGGAAUAUUCGCCGCCGGCGGCUGUAUGCUGUACUCCAUCGGACUUCAGCACCUCACGGUGACGACGUACACGCUGAUCUGCAGCAGUCAGCUAGGGUUCAACGCGCUGUUUUCUUACGUCAUCAACGGUCAGAAGCUGACGCCAUACAUCGUCAAUUCCCUCGUCCUCCUCACCGUCUCGUCGGUGCUGCUCGUCUUCGACCCCGACGACGCCGGGGGGAGCCCGAAAAAGAAGAGCAAGUUCGUGCUGGGGUUCAUCUCCACCGUCGGCGCGUCGGCCGGCUACGCGCUCAUGCUGUCGGUGACGCAGCUGGCCUUCCACCGGAUAAUCAAGAAGGAGACGGCGGCGGCGCUGGUGGACAUGGCGGUGUACCAGAGCCUGGUGGCGUCGGUGGUCAUUGUGGUCGGGAUUUUCGCGAGCGGGGAUUGGAGGAAGGUGCACGGCGAGAUGACGGCGUACAAGGCGGGAACGACGUCGUAUGUGAUGAACCUGGUCUGGACGGCGGUGUCGUGGCAGGUCUUCACGGUGGGCUGCGUCGGGCUGAUCUUUAGGGUUUCGGCGCUGUUCUCGAACGUGAUCGGCGUGGUCGGGACGCCGCUGGCGCCGGUGCUUGCGGCGGUGUUUCUCGGGGAGAAGAUGACGGGGCUGAAGGGGGUUGCCAUGGUGGUGGCGAUGUGGGGAUUGGCGUCGUAUAUGUAUCAGCAUUACAUCGACGAUUUGGAGAAGAAGAAGAUGAAGAAGAAGAAGAAAGGAUGUAGUGGCGAGGGUGAACAAGUUUCUGAAAUUUGUCUUGUAGCCGACGAUCAAAGAGGGUAGCCAUGGCCGGAUCGGAGAAUAUGUGCUAGCUUCAUCAUCAUUAAUUUAUUUUGCCAUCGCUAUUACUAAUAAGGUAAUCUAAAUAUUAAAAAAAAUUAAUGUAAAUUAUAACUUAAUUACUAUCUGUUAUAAUUCGAUUCCAUAAAAAACUUAUUUUUGAAUUUUCUCAAAGAAAAAAAAAACUGGUACCAGUGGAAUUCAUAUCAA